Messenger RNA from Moneuplotes crassus, 1809 nucleotides. Lineage: Eukaryota; Ciliophora; Spirotrichea; Euplotida; Euplotidae. The record is from the annotation of a GenBank genome assembly.
CACCUCCAAGGAGCACUCAUCGGAAGAGAAUGAGCCUUGAUAAUAAUGGAUUGUCAAACCCUAUCUUAGAGAAACUGAGUGAUUUUCAGGAAAAACAAAAGGAGUUGUUCACUUUUGUAUUGAGUAAAAACAAUGAAAUAUGCCAAGCUAUUGAUGAACUUAAGCAUCAAUUUGCCCCAACUCCUCUGGACUUAAAUGGAUAUACUAGGAAGAAAAGGGAACGUAAAAGUUAUGUAUGUUCAAAGAGUAGUAGCUUACUUCCCUCCGUUCCAGAAGAACCUGUAGUUUCAAUUGAGGAAAAAUAAAAAGGAAAUGAAGUUCCUGAUGAUCCUUAAGAAGAAAAUCAAACAAGCUCAUGGUUUAGUUGAGAAAGAAAGAGAUGAAAAGAACAAACUUCUUGUGAAAGUCACCGAUCUUGAAAAAGUCAUCAAACAACUACAAUUCAAAGUUGAACUCCAUUCUUCCAUUGAGAAGGAUAUUUCAAAGAGAAGGUCGCACACUAAGCGUAUGAAUAUGGUUGAGUUUGGCAUGCAAACAGAGGACAUAGCUCGAGAUGACUCGAUAGCCCCUGAAGUCACCCAGGUCAGUAGGAUUGAAGAGAAAACACAAAUUUUUGAGAUAGAGCCUCAAGAAAUUCCUUUGCUCAAUCUUGAAUCCCCAAACAGAAAUACAGAAGAUGAAGAGGUCAAAGAGAUCGUUAUAGAGAAAAUAAAGGAAGAAGAAAAGUGUUUUCAACAAAAAUCAGAGAGAAAUGAGCAUCUUAAAUUGAAGAAAAGCAGAAGUAUAGGAAAACUGCUUCGAGCAAAAUUAAAGAACAAAUUAUAUCGCAAACCUAAAAAGAGGAACAAUUCACAAAGUGAUAUCUUGAGUGAAAGGUUCAAUGGAUCACAUCCUAAGUAUAAUCAGCUACUUUCUCUAGUUGAGACCCUUUCGACUGAGAACAAUCUUAAGAAAGGCAAAAAGGGGAAACAUACUAAUACUAUGAGAAAAUCUAAUAGAGCUUCUACUCCGAGGGACAUAGGAUUAGAUAAGAAUGAGCCAAACUUAAAAUCAUCGAAGAUUCUAAAGAAGAAAAGUACCAUGUCAAAGGAGAAGCUUAUCAACAAGAGAUUUAGCAAAGGAACUGCUGCUGUGAGGAACGGUAGCAAAAGAAGAGGUACAGAUUUCUAUAAUUGGAAAACCCAUACUAAGGAGAAGGACAAGUUCUGGCAAGACCAAGUCCAUAGGCUAAUGCAAGAGACCAAGAACUACAAACAACUACACUUUAGCCAAAAGCAAGAAAUGAGCAAGUUGAAGAGACAAAAUGAAGACCUGAAAAGAAAAUAUCUUAUCUUCAAAAAGAAAGUCAAGGAGAUCAGAGAGACCAACUCUAAGAUGCCUAAGCCACAGGAAUACGAGUAUGAUGUCAAAGUUAUCAACCAGAAUAUGGAUCGACUCACACAAAGUCAAGAGUCAUUAUUUGAUUCAGGAAGUAAACAGACAACAAGUCAAUACAGAGAAGAGCCAUAUAGCAUUUUCAUCAGGAGUUCUAGCUCAGUUCAAAAUGUAACAGUAGAUAUUAAGGAUUCUAAAGAUGGUCACAGUAUUGGAUCAUCAAAAAUGACUUCUCCUAUAAAAUCCAAAAGGAAGAAGAUAAAGAAGAAGAGACAGAGGCUUAAAAAGUCUGAUUAUUUAACCCGCAAGAGAAGUACCUCAAGGUGUAAUUCUGCUAAAAAGCUGAACAUCAACGAUAGUAUGGCUGAUUGCAACGCUGCAACUAUAAAGAACCUUUCUAUGAGCUUUGCUAUAAAAUAAAUUGUUGAUUCAUUA